Molecule: messenger RNA, 3666 nt
Organism: Rhincodon typus (whale shark)
Lineage: Eukaryota; Metazoa; Chordata; Chondrichthyes; Orectolobiformes; Rhincodontidae
Product: type 2 lactosamine alpha-2,3-sialyltransferase
Exons: 11
Coding region: 329-1261 (310 amino acids)
Biological process (GO): glycolipid biosynthetic process
Molecular function (GO): beta-galactoside alpha-2,3-sialyltransferase activity
Source: RefSeq, a predicted model, not a curated record
UCACAGCAAUGGUCACUACUCUUUGAAAUGGCCGAGGCAGCCGAUCAGUUCAAGGGCAUUUAGAGUUGGGCAACAAAUGUCAGCCUUGCUAGUGAUAUCAACAUCCCAUGGGGGACGGCGGAAGAGACAGUACGAUCGUCCCACCCACUGCUGGCUGCUAAGUAGCGGAACGGAGCGGAAAAAGUAUAUAACGGAAAAUCAGCUUCAUUCUUGCUUGUGUUGAUCAAGACAAUAGUCUAUGGAAGGAACAGUCUUGUAUUUGGACUAAGGUUUUUGGAGGAUCGAGAAGGCAGAACUAUCAUCUUUUGUUCGCAAAAGUCCAGGAAGCAUGAAAAAACGGCGGUACAUUAAGCUGUUCUUGAUGGUGGUGGUUCUCCUUCUUUUCUCCUAUUACUACUUGUAUGACCAAAUUAAAUCCAGUAGGUCUAAAAACACACACCCAUUCUUGUGUUACUCAGACAUCACCUAUAAAAGAUGGCCUGCUAAAACAAUGUCAGUUCCAGAGAUCCUGCCGUUUGGCACGCUGAGCUCAGAAAGACACUUCCAGGCAGCACUUGAAGUUUUGAAGGACUGUGAUCUUCCACAAAACCUGAAAAACCUAUCGUGUCUAACUUGCAUUGUGGUUGGUAAUGGAGGAGUACUUCGAAACAAGACUUUAGGGAAAAUAAUUGACUCCUAUGAUGUUGUCAUAAGAUUAAAUAGUGGGCCUGUGAAUGGAUACGAAGAUGACGUUGGAAACAAAACAACAUUUAGAUUCUGUUAUCCAGAAUCUUUUUUCUCUGACUACAGCCAGUACGAUCCUGACACAACAUUGGUUUUUGUUGCAUUUAAGACAAUUGACUUGCGAUGGUUAAAGGAGAUACUUUUAAAGCAGAGAGUGUCCAUGCGUGGCUUCUGGAAAAAAACACCUACAAAUCUAAUUUACAAAAAUAGGCAAAUAAGGAUAUUAAAACCUUCUGUAGUCCAGAAAGCAGCCUUUGAUUUACUAAAAUUGCCCACAGUUGUUCGUUGGCCUAAGCCACCUCAAUAUCCAACAACUGGAAUAAUUGCAAUAUCUAUGGCACUUGCUAUGUGUGAUAAAGUUCACAUAGCUGGCUUUAAAUAUGACGUCAAUAAUCCUAAUAGCACUUUGCAUUAUUAUGGCAAUGAUACCAUGUCAGCCAUGAAAAAGAUGAUGUACCACAACAUUACUGCUGAACAAAUGCUUCUGAACAAGCUGAAAUCAUCUAAUACAAUAUUUGAUUUGACUGGAAAAUUUUGAAAUAAUCAUCAUUGGAAUUAAUGCUGCUGUACACUGUUGGGGAGAGCUUUCCAUGUUGGCUGGAGUUCUACAUUUUUAUACCAGGGAAACAAACCACUACUAAUUGUUGAACUGUUGAAAAAUUGAAUGCAAGAGAAUAUAUAAAUUCUGUGUGUGUGUGUGUGCGUGCGCGCAUGCAAUUCUGAGAGGAGCGGCAUGAAUUACAAUUGUUGUGUGGCUAUGAGAGCUAUCUUUUUGGACCCUGAGAGAAAAAGCAUUGGAAAGGCUUCUUACUGACAGUGAUGUAUCAUAGCCAAAAUGGGAUUUCAUCAUUAAAACCUCUCUUAAACUUUGUCAAAAAAGUGGAAUUGAUAUGAACAUCCCUUUUUGAUACUUCUGUAGAUGGCCAAAGGUUAUUUUUGCCAGUGAUUGUUGAUUACAUCAUGGGGCAUUGUUUUGGAUGGUGAACGUACAGACAAGGAACAAGUGUAGCCUACUCAGCCCUUUGAAUGUGCCCUGCCAUUCAAAAAGAUCAUGGCUAAUCUGAAUUUAACUUCAGCUCCACAUUCCUGCAUAUCCCUAAUAAUUGUUCAUUCCCUUGACAAUCAAGAAUCUAUCUACCUCUGCCUUCAAAAUAUCUAAAGUUCUGCAUCCGUUAUCUUUUUGAAGAAGAUAAUUCCAAAAAACUCUUGAAGGUUCUUGUCACAUCUGUCCUAAUUGGGUGACCCUUUUUAUGUUUGUGUUCUAGAUUCUCCCAGAAUUGGAAAUACUGUUUCAAUGUCCCCCCAUUCAAGGACCCUCAGGAUCUUGUACAUUACAAUUUGCACCUCUGAAUCUUCGAAACUUCAGAGAGUACAGGCAUGGUCUGUCUAGCCUUUCCACAUUAGGCAAUCUGCUCAUUCCACGCAUUAGAUAGUGAGCAUUCUCUGAACUUCCAAGGCAUUGACAUCCUUCUGUAGGUGCAAUGACUAGUACUGUACAUAAUACUCCAGAUAUGGUCUCAUCAGUGUAUAAGUGAAGCAUAACUUCCUUACCCUUGAAUUCAAUUCCCCUCUCAAUAUAGCAUAAUAUUCUUUCGCUUUCCUGAUUAUUUGUUGUACCUGUAUGCUAGCCUUCUGAUAUUCAUAUACAGGAUACCCAGAUCUCUCCAUCUCAGCGCUACAACCUUUCACCAUUUAGAUAAUAUGCUUCUUUUAUUCUUUCUGUAAAGAUGGAAAAUGUGAAAUUGUCACAUUAUAGAUCAUUUUCCAGAUCCCUGCCCACUCAUUUAACCUACCUAUAUCCCUUUGUAUCCUUUUUAUUACUCACUUUCUUACAUUCCUUUGUGUCAUCAGCAAAUUUAACAACACAAUCUUCAAUCCCUUCAUACAAAUCAUCUACAUAAAUUGUAAAGUGUUGAGGAUUUGACACUGACCCAUGUGGGACACUCAUGACAUCCUGCCAGCCUGAAAAAGAUUCAUUUAUUCCUAAUCUGCUUCCUUUUAGAUACCCAAUCUUUUAGUCAUGCCAAUAUGUUACUUCUGACACCCAAGAGCUUUUAUUUUCUAUAACAACCUUUGAUAUGCUACCCUAUCAAAUGGGUUCUGGAAAACUAAGUCCAGUACAUCUUUUAUCCAGAGCACAAAUUACUACCUCAAAGAACUCUGCUUAAUUAGCUAAAUAUGACUUCCCUUUGACAAAACCAUGUUGACUAAGCCUGAUUUACCUUUGAACUGACCCAACUAUCCUGUUACAAUGACUCUUAAAUAAUAGCUUCUAGCAUGUUUCCUGAGAAAUGUUAAGCCAACUGGCCUGUAGUUUCCUGCUCCUUGUCUUUGUUUAGUAAAGGAGUUACAUAUAAAAGAAACUCCUCACCCCCCCCCCCCAAAAUUGAAUAGUGGUCUGAAAGAAUUGAAUUUUCAUACACUUCCACAGGACUGAAAUGUACUGUACUCCAUUCAGAUGAAAAUAGAUAUUCUUUAAGUUAGUACCCUAUGAUGCUACUUGCAAUUGCUUUAACAGAACAAAAUUCAUGUUCAAGUUGAGAAUUUUUCUAAUAGUUUGAAUAUUUUAAAAUGAUGAGAAUAUUUUCAAUGAAGAAUAUAAAAGAUUUGGAUCUUCCUGAAGCUUUAUUGUAAUUUGUUGUUUGAUUUAGUAACGUGGAAUUAUCUGUUCAGUUUAAUUGCCAGUUUUCCGGUUGUGCCAUUCAGUUUGGGCACAGUUAUGUAACUUAUUUAUAGACAUGACUGGAGAUUCACUUUGAUCGUCAUAAGAUCAUUCCAGUCUGCAUCAUCGAAGUUAGAAACAGCAGUGAAGGUUAUCAGAACAGAAAAGUAUGUUGCUUGAAAGUAAAAGACUGCUUUUAUUGUUUCUUAAUCAUUCAAAGAACAAUUGUUUUCGGCCUUCAGUUUGUAAGAGAAUAUUAAAAAUAAAUUUAUAAGAAGUAA